AUGACAUCACAGGUCCUGUUACACACCCUGGAAAAUUUGAGAAAAGAUGAAUUCCAGAAAUUCAAAUGGCAUCUGCAGCAGGGCGACAGCUCCAAGGGAUACCGCUCCAUCCCAGAGGGCAGGCUGGAGGAGGCGGAGAUGUGGAGGACAGUGGAUCUGAUGGAGCAGACCUACACAGGUCCUAAAGCUGUGGAGGUGACCAGGAAGAUUUUAAAGAAGAUCAACAGGAAUGAUCUGGUGCUGCGUUUGUCUGACGCCAGGUCGGCACCAGAAGUUCCAGAGCCUCGGAUCAUCACGUAUUACCAAGCCAAGCUCCAGUCAAAUCUCCAUGACAGCUUCAUGUGUGCGAGAGAGGGCUGGGCUCAGAAGAAGGAUGAGCAGCGUCUGAUCGAUAUCUACACGGAGCUGUGGGUGACGCCCGGUGGCGACGUACACAUCAACACUCAGCACGAGGUCAGACUGAUCGAGAAAGCUGGAAAACAAACGGAGACAGAGAAACCGAUUAAACCGAUUGACAUGUUCAAACACCCCUCUGGAAAAUACAGACCCAUACGAACUGUGCUGACCAACGGGAUCGCAGGAAUUGGAAAAACAUUCUUUGUGCAAAAGUUUUUGUUGGAUUGGGCUGAAAAAAGACCCAAUGAAGAUGUGCAUCUGAUUUUUCCAUUCACCUUCCGUCACCUGAACUCACUGAAGGGGAAAGUGUGCAGUUUAGCAGAGCUCAUUCAUAAAUGUAUCCCAGCAACCAAACACAUCAGUGACGACGCUCUUACCUACAUCUUUACAAACAUGGAGGCGUCAGGAAACACCAACUAUGACAAGAGUGAAUUCAAGCUUCUGUUUAUUUUGGACGGACUGGACGAGAGCCGCCUUCAGCUGGACUGCUCGACCAAUGAGAAGCAAGUUGGAGACUUUGAUGUGACGCAGUCGAUGUCUUUGGACGUUCUGAUGACGAACCUAAUCAAGGGAAAUCUGCUUCCCUCUGCUCGCCUCUGGAUAACCACACGACCUGCAGCAGCCAAUCAGAUACAUUCUGAUUUUGUUGACGUAGUGACAGAGGUCAGAGGGUUCACUGACCCACAGAAGGAGGAGUACUUCAGGAAGAGGUUCAGAGAUGAGGAGCAGGCCAGAAGCAUCAUCUCCCACAUCAAGACAUCACAUAGCCUCCACAUCAUGUGCCACAUCCCAGUCUUCUGCUGGUUCACUGCUACAGUUCUGGAGGACAUGUUGAAGACCAGAGAGGGAGGAGAGCUGCCCAAGACCCUGACUGAGAUGUACACAUUGUUCCUGGUGUUUCAUAUUGAUCAGACAACAAAGAAGUAUGGAAAGAAAAUGAAGUACAUUGAAUCGUUGGCAAAACUGGCUUUUCAGCAGCUGGAAGAAGGCAAAAUCAUCUUCUAUGAAGAUGAUCUGAAAGAGAGUGGCAUUGACGUCAGUGGAGCCUCGAAGUACUCUGGUGUGUUCACAGAGAUCUUUAAAGAAGAGCGAGGGAGGAAAGAUGAGGACAAGAUAUUCAGCUUUGUCCAUCUGAGCGUUCAGGAGCACCUGGCAGCUGUUUACGUGAGGAUGUGUCUCAUUAAACACAACAGGAAUGUGAUGUCUGAGCCACGAACAACUUCUCAACGUCUUUGGACGACUUUCACUCGACUACCUGCGGCAGAGGUCCACAGGAUCGCUAUUGACAAGGCCUUACAGAGUCCAAAUGGACACCUGGACCUGUUCCUCCGUUUCCUCCUGGGUCUCUCACAAGAACCCAGUCAGAAACUCCUUCCAGAGCUGCUCAAAAACAAGAGAAGCCGCUCAGAGACCAAUCAGGAAACAGUCCAGUACAUCAAGAGGAAGAUAAAUAAGAAUCUGUCUCCAGAGAAAAGCAUCAACCUGUUCUACUGUCUGAAUGAACUGAAUGAUCGUUCCCUAGUGGAGGAGAUCCAACAGUCCCUGAGAUCAGGACGUUUCUCCACUGAUAAACUGUCUCCUGCUCAAUGGUCAGCUCUGGUCUUCAUCUUACUGUCCUCAGAAGAAGAUCUGGAUGUGUUUGACCUGAAGAAAUACUCUGCUUCAGAGGAGGCUCUUCUGAGGUUGCUGCCAGUGGUCAAAGCUUUAAAAAAAGCUCUGCUGAGUGGUUGUAACCUCUCAGAGAGAAGCUGUGAAGCUCUGUCCUCAGUCCUCAGCUCCCGGUCCUCCAGUCUGAAAGACCUGGAUCUUAGUAACAACAACCUGCAGGACUCAGGAGUUGACCAGCUGUCUGCUGGACUGGAGAGUCCAAACUGUAGACUGGAAUCUCUCAGGAUGUCAGGAUGUCUGAUCACAGAGGAAGGCUGUGCUUAUCUGGCCUCAGCUCUGAGCUCUAACCCCUCCCACCUGAGAGAGCUGGACCUGAGCUACAACCAUCCAAGAGACUCAGGGGUGAAGCUGCUGUCUGCUGGAUUGGCAGAUCCUGACUGGAGACUGGAAGUCCUCAGGCUGGAACAUGGCGGAGAGAAGUGUCUGAAACCUGGUCUGAGGAAGUACUCCUGUGAACUCAGAGUGGACAUGAACACAGUGAACAAGUACCUCCGACUGUCUGACAACAACAGGUCAAUGACUGUGGUGAGUGAGAAGCAGCCGUACCCCGAUCACCCGGACCGGUUUGACUGUCAUCAGCUGCUGUGUAGAACUGAUCUGACUGGUCGCUGUUAUUGGGAGUUGGAGUGGAGGGGAGUGGUUUUCAUCGCAGUGACAUACAGAGGCAUCAAGAGGCGGGGCUUCAGUAAUGACUGCUGUUUCGGAGCCAACAAGUAG
Seriola dumerili (greater amberjack) is the source of this 2781-nucleotide messenger RNA. RefSeq names its product NLR family CARD domain-containing protein 3-like. The record is from RefSeq and is a predicted model, not a curated record. Bases 1 to 2781 code for a protein of 926 amino acids. The transcript has 7 exons. Lineage: Eukaryota; Metazoa; Chordata; Actinopteri; Carangiformes; Carangidae. Gene Ontology annotation, molecular function: protein binding.